GUACCUGUCUGAAAAGAAAAGCGCUCUCGUACAGACCCAUUGGCAGGACACUAUCAACGUAUGUCACUUUCUCGAGGACGCAUCAUACAAUUCACUUGAAGAAGGAUCGACAGUUCCAGACUAUUUGGAGAGUGAAGACCUUCAGAUUUCUGAGACAAAUAGCAUGGAUGAUACCUGUCGCACAGAAUUCCUUUGACCUGUAGCGUGAUGUGUGUCUGUGGUGGCCUUAGCGCCGUGAAGAGCGAUGAAACCGGCGGCGAUAAACUUCGGUUCUCAAACAACGCCGGACCCUGAGCGCUGUAUAUAUUGGCCUUUGCCCCUACAAGAGCAAGCAACUUGUCUAUCCCUCUUACCAAGGACAUGUCCUCCAACAGUGUCGUAACCAAACUCCCACCAGAAAUCAUCGAGCAGAUUAUCUUUUCUCUAUGGUCCCUCGACCUCACCACCACUGAACGCGUCCACCUCAUUACCUCCUCCGUUCUCGUCAAUCACGCAUGGGCAGAACUCUUCCUUCGCGUAUCCUGGCGCGAUGUGUUCAUACCUACACUACCCUUCGUCAUGCAUUUCCGCCGUUUGCUCUGUGGAGAAGCAACUAGUAUCAUUCGGAUUCUCAACUUGGAUCCGAGUUUACCGAAUGUCCUUUGUCGGAGUAUUACAUUCGAUACGUCGAAACAAGGACUGAAGGAUCCGAUGGUGGAGGCACGGGGGAACUUGGGCUUGUUCUUCCUUGGGCAUCGAGGGAUCGUUCCGGAUCUGAGGUGGAUAACGUACGGGGAUGGUACGGACGUGAGGAGGGUAGCCUUUAGAUGGGCAGUAUCCCCAGACACACGGGGGCAAUGCCGUGCAGAGAUGGGGAAAUGAGCGGUACAUUUCUGAUGAGUGUCUCCAUUUAUGCAGCUUAAACCCUUUCACGUUCCAAAUACUCUCGAUCCGGACUAGAGCAUCCACAGCGGUACCUUUCCAAGGGACACACGCGAGUCCGCUUCAAACUCAAAGUGCUCAAACAGUUUUUUUGAAGCAUAGAAAGGCCUUUGACGCAUUAACAGGAUGUCCCUUUUACUUCGGGUGGUCUUGGCAAUAACGAGAUAAUUUCGAAGACGUCUUUGUAAGACGACUGGCGAGGGGAGACCGGAAGGGAUCUGUUCCUACCGACCGCCGAAGUAGACGGGGUGGGACAAGCAGCGUCGCAGGGCAUCG
Desarmillaria tabescens is the source of this 1197-nucleotide messenger RNA. RefSeq lists its product as uncharacterized. Lineage: Eukaryota; Fungi; Basidiomycota; Agaricomycetes; Agaricales; Physalacriaceae. The record is from RefSeq and is a predicted model, not a curated record. Bases 361 to 861 code for a protein of 166 amino acids. The transcript has 6 exons.